Thecamonas trahens ATCC 50062 is the source of this 1910-nucleotide messenger RNA. RefSeq lists its product as uncharacterized. The transcript has a single exon. The record is from RefSeq and is a predicted model, not a curated record. Lineage: Eukaryota; Apusomonadida; Apusomonadidae. Gene Ontology annotation, molecular function: protein binding. Bases 1 to 1458 code for a protein of 485 amino acids.
AUGGCCGACGUCUCGGCUUUUGCCACCGCCUUUGGCUCGCCAGGCUCGGGCAAGACCAAGAAGGCCGCCGCCGCCAAGCAGCGGUUGGCGGGACUGGCCAAAGCCAUGGAGACAAACAGCGGCGGCGAUGUGGUCGUCGCACUCCGCAAUGCGGCGUGGGACACACGACUGGUCGCCGCCGAGGCCAAGCUCCUCGAGGCCAUGCUCCUGCUCAACAUCGGGUCCAAGAUCUCCGGCUCGCUCGCGCUGCGCAAGUCGUGGAAGGCCUUUACCGCCAUCCAGACCGACAUCCGCGCAAGCUCGCUCCCGAUCUCCCAGUUUGUAGCCAACGGCGUCAACUUUGGGGUCGGUCUCUUCUUCUUUGUCGUCUCGCUCGUCCCGCCAGGCCUCGUAGCCAAAGUUCUCAAGAUGCUCGGCUUUCGUGGCGACCGCGCCCUCGGCCUCGGCCUUGUCCGCGGCGUCUCUGAUUCGGGCAUGGGCCGGUCGGGCUUUGCCGCCAUGAUCCUCCUCUUUUCCAUGCUCUAUCUGCCGCGCGGCUUUGAUCGCGAUGAUGGCACCCUUGACGAUGCCUCCGACGUCUUGGACGGUAUCCAGGCCAGGUAUCCCAACGCAGCGCUCUUCCUACUCUUCCGCGGUCAGCUGCUGCGCAAGACGGGCCGAGCUGCCGAUGCAUCGGACGCUGUCGAGGAGGCUAUUGCACAGACUCGGGCUGCAAACAUCGCUGCCCCGUGUACGCUUCUCUACGAGCUGGCAAACACCCAUUUUCACGCUCUCGCCUGGUCCCGCGCCGCAACUGCCUACGACGACGUUCUCGCCGCCGAUGGCGAGUUUGGUAUGCGCGGCAUGUCUGCGCUCUCUAUCGCGGCAUGCAUUGCCAUGACGGCGCCUCAAGACUGCGACGGCUUCCGCGCUGCCCUCGAACGCGUGGCUGCUGUUGCCACGCCCAAGUCGCGGUACGACGACGCAGCCACAUGCCUUGCCUCCCGCUACCUCGCCCACCCGCUCCUCGCCCCGCUUCUCGCUACCGAGCUGUUGUUUUUCAAGCACGAUCUGGCGCAUCUUGCCGCUGAUCAAGCCCAGCCACUGCUUCACCGCUUGACGGCCGCGCCGAUGGGGGUCGAUUUCGACGCGCUCGCGCGGACCGCCGACAACAGCCUUGCCUUUGCGCCGCUCGUGCUGUGCGUGGCGGCGCUACGGCGCCGGGUUGGAGACACCGCCGGUGCGCGGACGGCGCUCGACGUGCUCAUCGCCGCCGAGCCGGAGUUGGCUCGCAGUGAGCGCACCUAUCUCGCGUUUGCGCUCUCGGAGCGUGCCGAGAUCGCGCACGCUGCCGGCGAUCUGGACGCGGCGGGCGUCGACGUGGCGCGGGCCCGCAAGCUCAAGGACUACCUGUUCUCGUUCAUCCUCACGCGGCGGCUACGUGUGUGCGAGGCAGCGCUGGCCGAGGCCGCGGCGUAGCCAAGAGAGAUGGCGCCGUCACGAGUCGCUUACAGAGUCUUGUUCUUGAGCGCCUCCUCCAGGGCCGCCUUGGCGUUGGUCACCUUGGCCCGGAUGUACAGCGAGCCGCCCUUGGCCGGAUCGUUGGCCUUGAACAGAUGGUCGUAGCGCUUGGCAAUUUCUGCUGGCGUAAUCUUGUUCUUGGGGAUGUCGAGAAUGGUGGCCGCGGCCUCGGUCGAGAUCGAGCCGGCCGGGCCUGCCUUGCCGCGGCGCUUGACCGCAUUGGCGCCGCCCUUUGCGGCGUCUGUGGCAAGGAAGAGAGCAUGAGUGAGUAUCGCCGAUCAGGAGCGAGAGAAGGAACCAAAGAAUGAGGAGGGAGGAGGCAAGGAAGUGACCACAGUGACUGGCAACGUACUCUGCAUGCCCUUGCGAUACGCUUCACCAAAGGCCUUGAACACGAUCUGCGAUGCCGA